Messenger RNA from Abrus precatorius (Indian licorice), 955 nucleotides. RefSeq names its product acyl carrier protein 3, mitochondrial-like. NCBI's taxonomy places the organism in Eukaryota, Viridiplantae, Streptophyta, Magnoliopsida, Fabales, Fabaceae. The record is from RefSeq and is a predicted model, not a curated record. Gene Ontology annotation, biological process: fatty acid biosynthetic process. The coding region runs from base 331 to 714 and encodes 127 amino acids. The transcript has 3 exons. Gene Ontology annotation, cellular component: mitochondrion. Gene Ontology annotation, molecular function: acyl carrier activity; acyl binding.
CUUGUGCUUUUUCCCAAUACCAUUUUACUUGCCAAUUGGUUCUGACUUCUGCCACGUUAGUUUUCGAUUCCUGGUUUUCCCAGUAUUUAACAUCGCAUUCUACGUUAAUGUCUACCAUUCAUUCAUUUUAAUCGGUGAAUUCAUUCACUUUGGAACAUGUUGGUUGUGUGGUGCAGAGCCUUUUUGCUUUUUGAUUUACCUAACCUAAGAGCUGUUUAUCUAUAGUUUUUUAGAGACAUAGGCAUUGAUGAAAUUUGUUUCUACUUUUGGGAGAUAAAUGGAAAAAAAUUGUUGCAGUUGCAGAAUAAACAACUCAUAGACUUCUCGAAUAUGCAAAGCAUAAAGAAAUCUAUAUUGAGUCGUGUGAAUUUGAGAAGCUCAACUGAAAGAUGCUUCUUUUCCAGGGAUGAUAAUGCACUUGUGCAUUUAAGAUGUUGGUGCUCUUCGACAGGUGCCAGCUCUGAUCUGAUACUGGACCGAGUAAUUAGAUUGGUGAAGAAGUAUGAUAAAAUUGACUCUGCAAAGGUUACUGAAACAGCUGAUUUUCAGAAAGACUUGAGCCUGGACAGCUUGGACAGAGUGGAGCUUAUUAUGGCUCUUGAAGAAGAAUUUUCCAUCGAAGUCCCUGAUGAGAAAGCAGAUAAGCUUACUUGCUGUGCUGAUGUUGCAAAGUACAUAGCCUCUACCGACCAGAAAAUUAUGGGCAAGCCCUAACUUCUCAAUAAUUUAUGCAAUUGUUAGUUUGUGGCAUACAAGAUUUAUUGUGGUUGAGCUAUGUGCGUCUCUGCUAACUCAGAUUGUUUGCAAAUAUGAAUGUUAGUUGAGCUACAUUGAGGUAAUUAUUGGUAGAAUAGACAAAAGCUCCCUAGGUCUCCCUGGUGGAUAUUGUACGUAGAAAUGAUCGGUUUGAAGAACGUAACCAAUUGGUCAAUACCAAAAUCUAUAUAGGAUAUUC